CAAUGGUGGGUUCCACAAGAGCUAGUACAGCAAAGGGCUAUUUUAAUCCAAUUAGAGAGAGAAGAAAUCUCCAUAUAGUAAAAUAUGCAGAAGUAAUGAAGUUUGUUUUUGAAGAAAAUACUCUACAGGAGGAGAAAAAGAGAGUCCAAGGUGUAAUUUUUAGACACAAUGGAGUCAAGAAAUAUGUGGAAGCUUCAAAGGAAGUUAUUAUUUCUGCUGGAGCCAUUAACACACCAAAAUUAUUAAUGCUCCCAGGAAUCAGACCUAAAAAUCAUCUUCGUGCCCUUGGCAUACCUGUAAUUGCCGAUUUGCCAGUAGGAAACAAUUUACAAGAUCAUUUGUGUGUACCUGUGUACAUGCAAGUGAACAAACAUGUUGGAAUAAGAGAUGAAGAAGUGUUUUCAAGAAAAGCAAUUGUGAGAUACACAAAGAAUAAGAAUGGGCCGCUGAUAACAAAUGGAUACAAAGCGAUAGUGUUCAUUAGCGUAUUCGAUUCUAAAUCUCUUCUGUCAAACAUUGAAUGGCAUCUCAUAUCUUUCAGGAUAUUUGUUGCUGAAAAUCCCGCCAAAAUCGAAGAAAAUGUUGUCACCCCUAUUGUAAAUAUCAACCCUUCCAGCUAAGGAACAAUCAGACUAAAUAUGCUUACACCAGAAGGUCCUCCUUUAAUUGAUACAAACUAUCUAGGAGCAGAUGUGGACAUGUUGAUUCUUAGAAGAGGAAUACAAUUUCUUCUCGACUUCUUUAGCACACCUACUUUGGCUUCUCUUGAACCUUAGAUUUAUUUCAAAGAAUUUGGCAACUGCAUCCAGUUCAAAUAUAUGACUGAUGAUUUAAUAGACUGUAUCAUUAGUCAGUACUCGGCAACUCUGUACCAUCCGGUUGGUACAACUAAAAUGGGUCCAAAAUCAGAUCCGACUUCAGUAGUCAGCCCUGAACUGAUAGUCCAUGGAUUUGAAAAUCUUUGAGUCAUCGAUGCUUCAAUAAUGCCAAAAAUCACAAGAGGAAAUGCAAAUGCACCAACAAUAAUGAUUGCAGAAAAAGGAGCUGAUAUUAUUAAAUUAAACUACCAAACAAAUACUAAUUAAAAGUCAGUUAAUGUUAAACGUAAAACCAAAAUAUGUUAUUAGUUUAAAAUUUUGUCAUAAUCAAAUGCAAGAAAAAAAAGAUAUAUUUUUACAUCAUUUGUAAAGUUGUCAAUUGCAUAAAAUGUAUUCAUCACAUGUUUAAAUGUAUAAUUACGUAACUCAGGGUGUGUUUAUUAAAG
Cimex lectularius (bed bug) is the source of this 1264-nucleotide messenger RNA. Its product is annotated as L-sorbose 1-dehydrogenase-like. The record is from RefSeq and is a predicted model, not a curated record. The transcript has a single exon. Gene Ontology annotation, molecular function: flavin adenine dinucleotide binding; oxidoreductase activity, acting on CH-OH group of donors. The coding region runs from base 3 to 620 and encodes 205 amino acids. Lineage: Eukaryota; Metazoa; Arthropoda; Insecta; Hemiptera; Cimicidae.